Molecule: messenger RNA, 3039 nt
Organism: Peronospora belbahrii
Lineage: Eukaryota; Oomycota; Peronosporomycetes; Peronosporales; Peronosporaceae
Source: the annotation of a GenBank genome assembly
AUGGCGCAGUGGAGACGCUUUGCCUUCUUUGAUAAAGAGGUUCUGAAGGAUACAAGUGGACCAUGGAUGAAGGGUGUGGACAUCACGAGUAUGAGCGCCAAUCGAGGCCUUAUUUGCGUAGGAGACGCUGACGGAUUCGUACAUUUAGCUAAUCGAUCCCUAGAAGCUCGUAAAUUCCAAGCACAUGAGCUCUUUGUAUCGCACGUCGUCAUGAUGAAGCGCAGCAACGUGCUGGUUACAAUAGGUGACGGUAUUGAUCCGCGCUCUGAAGAGUUACGGGAACAGUCGAAAGCCAUCGCAGAAGCAGGUCGUACGCCAAAUGCAGAAGAUAUGUAUGCGUCCAAGCCAACGGGAAAAACCACAGCGGUGGUGCGAUUUUGGCGCACGGAUCAGCAGGACAGAGAAGGCAAACUUAAGCUGCUGCAACAGAUUCCUAUUUUUGUCAAAAAGUACCCGGAAGAAGCUGUGACGGCGUUUGCAGUGAACGACGACUUAAGUCAAUUUGCGGUGGGACUGAAAAACGGCGCUGUGAUUUUGUUUCGCAGCGACUUGAAACGACGUACUGACCGUCCACCACAUCUGAUCCAGCCUGCAGGACAGUAUCCCGUCACAGGACUGUCAUUCACCAGCAAACCGGUUACACCUACAGUGGCACAUGUUUUUCUGUAUGCGUCUACGCGACGUGGACUUACGUGCUACCACUGUUCUCACGAUGACCCGGCACUUGUCAAAAGCGCUGGUGGUGCUGCGGCUCUUCCGCAACGUAUGAUUGUCCUGGACGAACGUGGUGUAGAUAUGAACUGUUCAUGUGUGAAUGAGGAAGGAGAAAUUGCUGUCGGGCAGACAGAUGCCGUGUACUUUUACACGACUGAAGACCGCUCGGUCUGUUUUGGUUUUGAAGGCGAGAAGAAGUAUUUGCACUUUUUUAAGCACUACCUUCUGGUUGCGCACGUGGAUUCUCGUGGGCGGCACCAGGUGAACGUGUAUGAUUUGCAGAACAAGUUCAUUGCGUUUAACUGGACGCUUACCAGUUCAAACCCCAUGGGUCCUAGGGGCAAGCCACCGCUCGCAUUGAACACUCACGCACCCGGGGCACGUUUUGGGCUGGACGCGAUGGAAGAAGUUCGUCAUAUUGUUUGCGAGUUUGGUGCUAUCUUUGUGGUAUCUUCUGUAGGGCAUGUAUAUCGCCUGUGUGAGAAGGAUACGACCUCCAAACUGGAGAUCUUGUUUCGCAAGAACUUGUACUCAAUUGCUAUUUCACUGGCAUUUAGCUCAAAUUACGACGUAAACAGCAUCAUCGAUAUUUUCCGCAUGUACGGAGAUCAUCUGUAUCAAAAGGGAGACUACGACGGAUCUUUGCGUCAAUAUGUUCGCACAAUUGGCCACGUAGAGCCAUCUUACGUGAUUCGUCGCUUUCUGGAUGCACAGCGCAUCCACAAUCUCACGGCCUACCUUGAGGCUCUUCACGAGAAGGCAUUUGCAAACGCAGAACAUACGACACUUCUUUUGAACUGUUACACAAAGCUCAAGGAUGUAAAAAAGCUGGAUAAGUUUAUUCAACUCGAUGAGGUGAUUGAAGCCAAGAAGACAAGUGGCACAAAAAGCGAUGACGACUCAUGUGAUCUGACACCCAGGAACGGAGGUGCAGGAGCCAAUCUGAACUUUGACGUUGAGACUGCAAUUAGUGUGCUGUGGGAAAAUUAUCCGCAGCAUGCCCUAACGCUGGCGAAGAAGCAUGAAGAACACAGUUGGUACUUGAAAAUACAGCUUGGUCAUAUAAGUUAUGUUGAUUCUGAGGAUUCAGCUGCGCUAUCAGAGAGUGAAAAGGAACGCGUGGCCGAUGCGCUUGAGUACAUUGAGCAUCUCAGCUUUUCGGAAGCUGAUCUAAAUUUGCGAAAGUAUGGGCGCACUUUGGUUACUCAUAUGCCGGCGCCUGCAACGGAGUUACUAAAGCGUCUUUGUACGGGUAAGUUCGUUCCAGGCAACCCGUCGUUGAAAUCGGACCCGGGCGAUUUUUUGCACUUGUUUGUAUCCCAUCGCGCGCAGCUUAAGGAGUUCUUGCAGUAUAUUGUUGAGGUGGAGACGGUGAGCAAUACAUCGAUUGGCAACACGCUGCUCGAAAUGGUUCUGAGCGACGAUGAUGAGGGCGAAAAUGGUUCUCGUUCGGUUGAGGAGAAAGAAGAGGCAGUGCUUCGGAUUCUUGACAAUCCGCGCGUGAAGUAUGAUGAGGACCAUGCCUUGAUUCAUCUGCAAAUGCACGACAUGAAAAAGGGCAAGCGCUAUCUGUAUAACAAGCUGCACAUGUACCACAUGCUGGUGCAAUUCCAUAUCGAGGAGAACGACGACCAGAGCAUUGUGGAGGAGGUGCGCAAACACGGCGACAAGGAUCCAAAUUUAUGGUCAUUGGCAUUGAAGUAUUUUGCUGAACGAGGGCCAUUGCCGAAAGGUGCUACAAGUGGUGAGGAGUGGAAGGAGUUAAAACAAUUGCUGGUACUAAUUGACACGAAUCCAGCAAUACCUCCCCUUCAAGUUGUGCAGGUAUUGAGCCAGUCACGUGAACUACCCGUAUCAGUAAUCAAGCAGUACGUGGUAAAUCAGCUGGCUAGCGACGAGAAGAAGAUUCAGGAAGAUGAAGAAAAUAUAAAGGCGUUCAAAAGUGACACGAAGCAAAUGAAGGAAGAGAUAGCGCAACUCAGUAGCCAUGCUGUUGUGUUUCAGGCAACCAAGUGCGACCUGUGCAACCACGAUUUGGAUUUACCUGCCGUGCACUUUAUGUGCCAACAUAGCUUCCAUCAUAACUGCAUUUCUGAGACAGAACGAGAGUGUAUGACGUGCUCUAUGGACCAUCGUCACAUCCUGGGACUCAAAACGCAACUCGAGCAAAAAGCUGGUAAUCAUGAGCAAUUUUACAACCAGCUCGAGACCGCUGCGGAUGGUUUUCAUACCAUUGCAGAAUACUUUGGCAAGGGCAUUUUCAAGAGCAACGAGGUUGUUUUGGACGAGGGCUCGUUUGAGGCGCGCUUUAGCGCUGAAUUUUAG